Molecule: messenger RNA, 1402 nt
Organism: Macrosteles quadrilineatus (aster leafhopper)
Lineage: Eukaryota; Metazoa; Arthropoda; Insecta; Hemiptera; Cicadellidae
Product: serine hydroxymethyltransferase-like
Exons: 1
Coding region: 20-1402 (460 amino acids)
Biological process (GO): purine nucleobase biosynthetic process; folic acid metabolic process; protein homotetramerization
Cellular component (GO): cytoplasm; cytosol; nucleus
Molecular function (GO): mRNA 5'-UTR binding; glycine hydroxymethyltransferase activity; pyridoxal phosphate binding
Source: RefSeq, a predicted model, not a curated record
UCUGCGCGGAACAUCACUGAUGACUUCACCGCUGAACCAGUCCGAUCCAGAAUUGUUUGAUUUGAUCUCGCGGGAGAAACGCCGUCAGCGAAGGGGCCUGCAGAUGAUUGCGUCAGAGAACUACAUCGCCGUAGCCAUGCUACAAUGUCUCGGCUCCUGUUUGACAAACAAGUACUCCGAGGGGCUGCCGGGCCAGCGGUACUACGGAGGCAACGAGUUCAUAGACAAAAUCGAGCGGCUGUGCCAAGACAGAGCGUUGAAAGCGUUCAACCUCAAUUCUUACGAGUGGGGAGUGAACGUCCAGCCGUACUCGGGUUCGCCGGCCAACUUGGCUGUGUACACGGCACUGCUGCGGCCCCACGAUAGGAUCAUGGGCUUGGACUUGCCCGACGGAGGACAUCUGAGCCACGGUUUUAUGACGUCAUCAAAGCGUAUCUCCGCUACAUCCAUUUUCUUUGAAUCAAUGCCGUACAAGGUGGACCUCAAGACCGAACUGAUAGAUUACGACAAGUUGGCCGAGUCAGCCAGACUCUUCAAGCCUAAGAUGAUAAUUGCAGGUAUUAGCUGCUACUCUCGCUGUCUCAACUACUCGAGAUUCCACGAGAUUGCUGACGAAAACGAUGCUUUCCUCUUGUCAGACAUGGCCCACGUCUCGGGUUUGGUCGCCGCCGGCGUGAUUCCUUCACCAUUCCCGUUCAGUGACGUCGUCACCACCACGACACACAAGACGCUGCGUGGUCCGCGAGCGGGACUAAUAUUCUACCGUAGAGGAUUCCGUAAAGCAGAUAAGAACGGCCAACCAAUCAUGUAUGACAUAGAAGAUAAGAUUAACGCAGCUGUGUUUCCGGGUUUGCAAGGUGGUCCUCAUAAUCACCAGAUCGCCGCAGUGGCUACGGCACUUCUGCAGGCGAAGACUCCAGAGUUUAAAAGGUACGCUCAACAAAUAGUUCUCAACGCCAAAGCUCUUAGCUCUGCACUGCAAAGGAAAGGGUACAGAAUCGUAACCAACGGCACGGACGUCCAUAUGGUGGUGGUUGACAUUCGUCCUACAGGUCUUAAUGGUGGAAAGGCGGAACACAUCUUAGAACAGAUAAACAUUGCUUGCAACAAAAACACCCUGCCGGGAGAUCGGAGCGCCUUGAACCCCAGUGGAUUGAGACUUGGCACGCCAGCACUAACUACGCGGGGCAUGAACGAAACAGAUAUGGAGGUUGUAGCGGACUUCAUAGACCGGGGAAUCAAGCUAGCAGUGCGGGUAUUGAAAGUAUCUGGAACUAAAAUGUUCGAGUUUAAAAAAGUUAUCUUUGCCAAAGAGUUCGUUCCUGAGGUGAGAAGUCUUAAACGAGAAGUUGAAAACUUUGCUGAUCGGUUUCCCGUCCCCGAAUUUCAAGAUGGCAUAUAA